CGAAACACAUAACAGAAAUAUAACAAAAGAAAGACAGCUUACGGGCACAGCCGCCGAGGCAGAGGUGGGUUUUGCUCUGUGGCGCACAACAUUCCUCUACCACACUUUCACUUCCUCCCCUCCUCCAUCAAGCUGCCGCUGCUUCUUUCAAUCACUGUUUUCGCACUCUCUCCCUGUGAAACCUGCAGACGAACAAUCUUUCAAUGGCGCUUCGUUUCGAGGUUCUUGGGAGGUUUAAUCGUGCUCGCGCUGCUCGUCUGACGCUUCCUCACUUUGUAUGCCAGACUCCUCUGUUUAUGCCUGUGGGCACACAAGGGACAAUUAAAGGUUUGACCACUAACCAGCUUGAAGAAAUUGGCUGUCAAAUAAUUCUGGGAAAUACAUAUCAUUUGGCGCUUCGUCCUACGUCCGAGCUUAUUGAUGAAUUAGGGGGUCUUCAUAAAUUUAUGAACUGGCCUAGAGCUAUGCUUACAGACUCCGGUGGCUUCCAGAUGGUAUCCUUAUUGCAUUUAGCAGAUAUCACUGAAAAGGGCGUUACGUUUCAGUCACCAGUUGAUGGAAAGCCUAUGCUUCUAACACCUGAGGAAUCGAUUCAAAUCCAAAACAGAAUUGGAGCAGAUAUUAUUAUGGCUCUUGACGAUGUAGUAAAAACCACCAUUACUGGUCCACGGAUUGAGGAGGCCAUGUAUCGCACUCUUCGAUGGAUAGACAGAUGUAUAGCAGCUCACAAGAAGCCUAAUGAGCAAAAUUUAUUUGGUAUUGUUCAAGGUGGUUUGGAUCCUGUACUAAGGGAUAUAUGUGUUAGAGGCUUGGUGGAGCGGAAUUUACCCGGCUAUGCUAUUGGUGGUCUUGCAGGCGGUGAGGAUAAAGAUUCAUUUUGGCGAGUUGUUGCUCAGUGCACUGCUUUGUUGCCUGAAGAUAAACCACGAUAUGUGAUGGGUGUUGGUUAUCCACUGGACAUUGUAGUUUGCAGUGCUUUAGGUGCUGACUUGUAUGACUGUGUUUAUCCCACUCGCACUGCUCGUUUUGGCACAGCUCUCAUACCAGAGGGAGUGCUGAAACUUAAACACAAAGCAAUGGCCGAGGAUACUCGUCCCAUUGAUCCAAUGUGUUCUUGCAUGGUUUGUAAGAAUUAUACAAGGGCAUACAUCCAUUGUCUUGUUACAAAAGAUGCUAUGGGAUCGCAGCUUCUAUCAUAUCAUAAUUUGCAUUACAUGUUGCAGCUUAGCAGAGAUCUACACUCUUCAAUCAUUGAAGAAAGAUUUCCAGAUUUUGUCCGUGGAUUCCUGCAGAAAAUGUUUCCUAAAGGUGAUGUCCCUGAAUGGGUCUGCAAUGCCAUGGAGGUCGCUGGAAUCAAAAUAUCUUCCUGCUGUGCUCCAUUCUUGUCCUCCCAUGAUUCAGAACUAGAAAAGGAUGCACCAACCAAGAAAUUUGAUGACAAUGAAACAGCAUUUGAUGACAAGUAUACACCGAUCAAUAAAUUUGAUGAGGUAGCAUUUGACAAUAAGUACAGCAGCAAGAACUUUGAUGAUAAGUAUACACCAACCAAGUAUUUUGAUGAGGUAGCAUUCAGCAAUAAGAAUAACACGAAGCAAGAACUUUGAUGCAGGACUUGGAAAAUUUUGUUUCCUAAUGAGAGAUCAACAUUAUAAACUUUAAUUUAUAGGUAAAAACACAGGGCAAUGUGAAUUUUGUAUCUCAGACACCGCUUAUAAAUUGUACUCGUUUAGGAGAUUUGUUCAUUUUGCCAUUUAUGGUUCGUCGACCGGUUGAUUUUUAUGCACAUCGCAAAUUGGCAACA
This is a messenger RNA of Populus nigra (black poplar), 1801 nucleotides long. RefSeq lists its product as uncharacterized. Gene Ontology annotation, molecular function: tRNA-guanosine(34) queuine transglycosylase activity. Gene Ontology annotation, cellular component: cytosol. The transcript is spliced from 15 exons. The coding region runs from base 204 to 1604 and encodes 466 amino acids. The record is from RefSeq and is a predicted model, not a curated record. NCBI's taxonomy places the organism in Eukaryota, Viridiplantae, Streptophyta, Magnoliopsida, Malpighiales, Salicaceae.